AUGGCUCUCAAAAAUACCUUCUUUCUCGUUCUUUUCCGCAUAUUAUUAACCGCCGUGCACUCCAAGGCGGAUGUGCCUCCGCCUCCUGACCCUGAACCUAUCGAUAUCAUCGAGUUACCUCUCCCGCCUGUAACCGACGGCUCAAAAGGUUCGUGUACCUCAGAGAUCGAUCCCUUUGGAACAGGUUGUAUUCUACAGCAAGGGGGGGUGAUCCAGUCCGGAAGCUUUUUACCUGAUGACAACCAUGUUAUUGCAAUCGUCAACUACACCGGUGCACCUGAUGCGGAAAGCAUAUACACUGGUAACCAAAUAAUCCUCAUCAAGUCCGAUGGCACGACCUUCCCUAGCGGUAGCCCGUUCAAAUGCAUUACCUGUGGGGUACCUCAGGAAAAUGCCGUUGGCAAAUCAGAUACUCAGGAUUACCCUCAAGCAUUCCGCGACGGAAAACGGAUUUUGGCCGGUACGAAUAUCAUAGACUGCGGUGAAUUCGAUCUUACCAGCGAGGAGUGCGUCCCCGAAUCGACAUAUAUAUAUCCCAUCCGGUGGAACACAGCUACGGAUGGAUCAGGAGAGGGUGGCGUCAUGCGCGAGCUGCGUUUGCAUCCUGACAAUAUACAUAUCGGCUUCAGUUCAUUCACUUACCUCGACGGGAAACUAGGCCAAAACGGUUAUAUUGGGCGGCUGGAAUUCAAUCCAUCGCCAACCACGGGCUUACCUCUGGCGCCUCGAUAUGACUUGGCGAACGUGAACGUCUUGGUUAAUGGUACCAAAAGCAGGCCACUCAUCAUUGAAGGGAAUGAGAUGCGUGUCGACCCCGAUGCUAUCCUUGUGGGCGAAUUCAGAGGGUUCACUGGAAGCGGCAGGGAGGCGACGUACAUCGGCUACCCGAGAGAAUCGUCGAAUAUUGAUAUCUUUGCCGUUGAUCUGACAACAGGCGCUGUCCGUAGACUGACAAGCCACCCCGAGUAUUGCGACCCCGUCGACAUCUCAGCCGAUGAUGAAUGGAUAGCAAUUAUGGAUACUCGAGGUACUGGUAGACAGAUGUUCAUGGCUGGCAUGAGGAAUAUCCCCCCUAUCACGGAUUUGGUUUCGACCACAGCCGCAUCUUCGACCCGAAACAACGGACAGAGACGCUUCUUUCGGCCGUACCUUCUUGAUAAAUAUGGUGACCGUGGAGAUUACUACGGACAGCUUAUUAACGGGGCGGGUGACGGAAGCCCUGGCAGCAUUAAUGAUCCACAAUGGAACGGAAUGGCCGACCCUAGAUUCUCUUUCGACACUACGCGGCUGGUGUAUUGGGAAGCUCUCACUGUUUCGCCAGCUUGCGGUGGGAGUAACCCGCUCCCUUGUCCUAAUUCAACCGAACCAGGUGGCCGGACGGAACGAGUAAUGUUGGCGCAUUUCACCUCUCGCAAACCGGUCCCGCUAGCGGAUGUCGAGCCGCUUAACGACACUAUCCCUUGGGCUACGCCUUACGAGCCGGGAUAUAUCUCUCCCUUGAUAUCGUACAUUCACAGCGGUGAUUAUAUAAUGCAUGGUGCCGUAUCUGGCUCGGCUCAGAUCACUAUUGUUGCCGACGCGGACGGGUCAUUUGUAGAAUCCGUUGCCGUAAGCUACAGCAACUUCUCCGACGACGGACUAACCUUUCUCGAUGGAACGGAGAAUGUUACAACGCGAAACCCAACCAUUACGCUAAACAAUGUUGAUUGGUAUUCCAACCUGGUUCAGACCGGACAGACGAAUGCGACCAAAGUGACUAGCCCAGAUGGGUUUCAUCUGUCUAUCGACGCGUUCACGAAUAUCUUCAACGCUAACGGCACGCUGAGCACUACCAUCAAUGGAACCUUGCUACCCGAAGACCACAUGCGAAGAGUCGGACAGGAUGCCGAGUAUGCAAAUCUAGGAAAACGUGGUAUCCCUUGCGAUUUCAAUACAGCAGCUCACCGUCCAACCCCUAGUCCUCAGGCCGGCGGUAGCAGUAGCAGUGCCGGACAUACCCCUGGUAGCCAUGUCACAUCUCCCAGGGAUAUGUCCAUCCAUCAUCAGCUUCCGCCAACAGGCUGGUUCAGUGGUCUCGAUCUGGAGCUUCUUCAUCAUUUCACUACCUCAACAUGUUUCACCUUUUCCUCGGAGCCGAUGGUCCGCAACUUCUGGCGUGUGAACGUGCCGCGUUUAGGUUUCUCUUUUGAAUAUGUCCUUCGGGGUCUUCUCUCCCUUGCCGCGUUACAUCUCGCCCGUCAUAAACCACAGCGACGAGAUUUAUUACUCCAGCAAGCCAUGGUCCACCACAACGCAUCCUCGUCCAUGGCAUUACCUAUACUUAAUAGCCUAACCCCUCAGAAUGCAGUACCCAUCUUCUUCUUCAGCAUGCUUACAACAUACAUCGCGUUUGCUAGCCCCAAGGAAUUGGAUAACCUACUCUUAAUAUCGAACGGAGUCAUGCCCGAAUGGUUGUUUCUCUUCAGGGGCAUGCGUAGCAUAAUAGAACUCAAUAACGAAGCUAUACAUUCCAUGAUGUCGAUAAGCUUCAUAUUUGACUCCGGCCGACAUAUAGGUCAGAUUUGGGAGUCGACCGUGCCGCCAGAGCACGAAGGGCUUAAAGAACUAGAAAAUAUCCUCAGGUCUCACGUUGAAGAUCCGCAAAAACUAGGCGAACUCUCCCACGCGAUCGAAUCGCUGAAGCGGAGCUUCUUCUUUUUCUACUCUGGCAACUAUACGGACGAGCAGCGAGUUACAGCCGCGUCCGUGUGGCUGUUCAAGGCACGCGAGGACUUCGUAAAGUUGCUGAAGGAGCGCGAUAACGAAGCUUUAUGCGUGCUGGCUUUCUUCUGCGUCUUACUUAAACGCCUAGAUUACACUUGGUGGAUGGAAGGCUGGGGGGUACAUUUGAUCAGCAGGAUAUACUCCGUGUUAGAUGAGGGAUAUAGACUAUGGAUUCGAUGGCCGAUUGAGGAAAUCGGCUGGGUCCCAUAA
Molecule: messenger RNA, 2973 nt
Organism: Daldinia caldariorum
Lineage: Eukaryota; Fungi; Ascomycota; Sordariomycetes; Xylariales; Hypoxylaceae
Exons: 3
Coding region: 1-2973 (990 amino acids)
Biological process (GO): regulation of transcription by RNA polymerase II
Molecular function (GO): DNA-binding transcription activator activity, RNA polymerase II-specific
Source: RefSeq, a predicted model, not a curated record